Messenger RNA from Vicia villosa (hairy vetch), 1032 nucleotides. RefSeq names its product F-box/kelch-repeat protein At3g06240-like. NCBI's taxonomy places the organism in Eukaryota, Viridiplantae, Streptophyta, Magnoliopsida, Fabales, Fabaceae. The coding region runs from base 1 to 1032 and encodes 343 amino acids. The transcript has a single exon. The record is from RefSeq and is a predicted model, not a curated record.
AUGACUAUGUAUCGCAACUUUUUCUUAACAAAGGAACAUCCUCAUUAUGAUCAUACAUCUCUUCUUCUAUAUGGGAUGUUUACUCCUUCGGCGGAAGAUUCCUAUUCACCUAUGGCAUUGCAUUCUGUUUCCGAGCUCAAGUGUGAGAAUAGGGUCAAAUUACAUUGGCCAUGGGUUCCGUAUUCUGAGCUAAAGCCACAUUAUGGUAGAAUAGAAGGCUUCGAUUUCCAUUCUGAUUAUAAUACUAUCGGUUCAGGUAGUGUUAAUGGAAUCCUUUGUCUAUGGAUGGCAUUUAACUCCUGCCCGGACAUGAAAAUUCUUAUAUUAUGGAAUCCAUCUAUUCAAGAGUAUAAGGUCAUUCCUAGCUCUUUUGAUAGUACUUGUCAUGUUAGUUACCGUGGAUUUGGUUACGACAGUCGCAGAGACGAUUACAAAGUGAUGUGCCAUAAAGAAGUUCAAGGCACUUAUAUAUGGGAGAUAUAUAGUCUAAGGACUAACUCUUGGAGAAUACUUGAUCUCAAUGUGCAUCACAUGUCACUUAACUGUUAUGGACAAUUGAACGUGGAUGGACUCUCUCAUUGGAUGUGUAAAAGUGUAACACAUAAUGAAAAAUAUCUCUUGUCAUUUGAUUGGAGCAAUGAGGUUUUUAUUACAACACCCAUGCCCUCAUACAUAGAAGAUAAAAAUCUUGAUUAUUGUUUAGUACCAAAAGAAUUGGUGCUAUUGAAUGGGUCUAUUGCUUUGAUCUUACAUUUUCUAGAGACAACUACAUUUCACAUUUUAGUUUUGGGUGAACUUAGAGUAAAAGAAUCAUGGACUAAAAUGUUUAUUGUAGGACCAAUCUCUUUCCAUAUGUAUCCCAUCGGAGCGGGAAGAAAUGGUGAUAUGGUGUUCUGCAAAAAAGACGGUCAAUUCAUUUUGUUCAAUUUAACUACCCAAUCCAUUGAGGAACUUAGCCUUAAAUCAAAGAGAUUUUGUAAGAUUCUGAUUCAUAGAGAAAACCUUAUUUCUUUUGAACAAAAGAGUAUUUAA